CUACUCUCGCUUUAUCAUAGACGAUAGAAUUACUAUCACACUCGCUCAAUUUACAAUCUCUCUAUUUAUUUCUUCCUUCUUGCAGCUUCCAUAGUUCGGCCCGAGAACAGCAAUAGCAACAGUAUUAAUGUCCGACGGGCAACGCCAAGCAAGAUUCGAUCAUCCACCACUCACGCCCAGUCUUUGCUUCACCACCGGCGCGUUAAAAGGAUUCCUCCGCCUCUCGAGAUCUUCAAUAGACGACAAUAUAAGCCAAAACCUUAACGCCCUCUCCACACCCUCAAAACCAGCCUUUGAUCCAACCACAACCUCAACCCCCUACCCAAUAGCCCCUACCAGACACCUUCCAGCGCAAACAUGUCGUGCCUUUACAGAGCAAAUCCUUCUCCCGUCAUGGCAGUCCCGCUCCGACGUCCUCAAUUACUGCGCCGCUGUUGCCACGAGUGAUGACCCUGACGACCCAGACUCAAUCAUUAGGCUUGUGGAGGGCAUGGUGGACAAGGAGCGUGUGGUGGAUGAACGAUUGGAUCCUUAUUCCGGGAGGUUCUUUCCCAGGGAGAGCAGGACGGAGGUGCUUACCCGGGUUGUGCGCAACGAGAGGAUGGUGGAGAACAUUGUUAGGGAGAGGACGUGGAGGAUCGUCAAGGAGAAGUGCGGCGAGUUUGGAGCUCUCGGGGAAGAUUGGAGGGGGGUUCUGAAUGCUUGGAGAGUAAGGAAGGGGGAGUGUGAGGCUGCGGUUAUUCAUGGAAAUUAAGUUUUGAUGGGGUGGAUUACAACUGUCAGUGGAAGAAAAAAGGGGGUAGAGGGUUUUCUUUCCCCUUGUACGAUAGAUAGUGAUUUUUGCUUCCGUGGGUGUUACUUGCAUUGUAUAGUAUAGAUUUGCUGUUUGACAGGUUUCAUCGUACCAUUAGAAUGCAAAAGUUCUCUCCACUCAUUGUGGGCAUAAUUUAUAAAA
This is a messenger RNA of Tuber melanosporum (Perigord truffle), 955 nucleotides long. RefSeq lists its product as uncharacterized. The transcript is spliced from 2 exons. The record is from RefSeq and is a predicted model, not a curated record. The coding region runs from base 128 to 754 and encodes 208 amino acids. Lineage: Eukaryota; Fungi; Ascomycota; Pezizomycetes; Pezizales; Tuberaceae. Gene Ontology annotation, cellular component: mitochondrial intermembrane space; mitochondrion.